This is a messenger RNA of Daldinia loculata, 2672 nucleotides long. RefSeq lists its product as uncharacterized. NCBI's taxonomy places the organism in Eukaryota, Fungi, Ascomycota, Sordariomycetes, Xylariales, Hypoxylaceae. The coding region runs from base 341 to 2314 and encodes 657 amino acids. Gene Ontology annotation, biological process: SRP-dependent cotranslational protein targeting to membrane. The record is from RefSeq and is a predicted model, not a curated record. Gene Ontology annotation, cellular component: signal recognition particle, endoplasmic reticulum targeting. The transcript is spliced from 2 exons. Gene Ontology annotation, molecular function: ribosome binding; protein binding; 7S RNA binding.
AGUUGAGGCCAUGUAAGCCAGCUGGAGGAAGUGGGUAGGUUCAAUGUUGGGUGAAAGUAGGAAGCUACCCAAGUACUCGUUCACCAAAUUUAACGUAUAGAGUACAUGUACCUGUAUCUGAGAUAGACGCUUGACGUACCCGCGUUUGAACCCCACUACCUGUCCAGACUUCAACAUAUCCAAACUACAUCCCACUUACAUUAUACGUACACCACAACGUAUGUCGCCGCGCAUAGGUAACAAUAGGUAAUUGUCAAUGACUACACACCAUUGUAGCUCUUAGAUUACCGUUUGCGACCUUAUAAUCUAGAGGCUAGCUACGGCAGCUUCUUCUUCGGCCAUGGCGAGUGCCGCUGCUAACCUCACUUCACUCUUGAGGGCCUCGACCAUCCAAGACCACGAUGAAAUCCUGAAAGCCGCCAAUGCAGCUAUCAAAGCCUCCAAAAACGAUACCGAAGCCCAGAAGACCCGUGUUAUCGCCCUCUUAAAGCUAGAUCGCUUCGACGAUGCCCUCCGAGCCAUAGCCGAAGGCGGAGACGAAUUAGAGAAGGAAUAUGUUUUUGAGAAGUCGUACGCUCUCUACAAGUCUGGUCAGCUUGAUGACGCCGCGAAAACACUUGAAACGGCUUCUUCAUCCUCCAAGUCCUCUCGCCCUUUUCGCCAUCUCGCUGCUCAAGUCGCCUAUCGCGCCGGGAAAUUCCCCGAUGCCGCCGAUGCCUACCACCAUCUCUUAACAGGGCCGGGAGGCCUAGCUGGCGAAGAAAACGACUUGAAUAUUAAUCUUCUCGCUACAAACGCCCAGCUGGAGUGGAAUGGAUUUGGUCAUCUAUUAAGAGAGCAGGAGAGACAACCCUCGCGUGACCAUCUCGAAGCUUUUGAAACGGCGUAUAAUGCUGCGUGUACUUGUAUCGCAAGAGGCGAUUUCAACCGUGCAUCCGUUUUCCUUAAGCGGGCGCAGGAUCUAUGCGAAGCGAGCGAAGAUCUAUCUGCGGACGAGAAGAAGGCCGAGCUGCUACCUAUUAUGGUACAGCAUGCCUACGUUCUUGCGAGACUAGGCAAAGAAACAGAGGCGGCGGCUUUGCAUAAAUCUAUCGUGAUAUCUGAAAUCCCGGAAGCGCCAACAAGGGCGGUUGCACAGAAUAACCAGAUCGCCAUCGGCGCUGCCGGGAGAAAUCCCUUCCUUACACAACGUCUCUUCCAGUCAGCUACAAAGCUGUCUGGUAACGAUAAGCUCUUUGCCUACCAGGCAUCUAUAUUGAAACAAAAUGAAUACGCCAUAGAUCUGCAGGCACAGAAGUUCGACGGUAUCGAGUCUUCUACUUCGAAAUUAAUCCUACAGAGUCCAUCCCCUACAAGCUCCGUGGAAAUCGCAAGCCUCGGAGUCAUCAACGCAGCAGCGCAUACCCGCCUACAGACCGGUGUAGAAUCUCUCAAGCAGAUUCUGCCCCUCCUCGAGAAACGUCCGACUGAUAUUGGGCUUCUAUUAACUAUCAUACAACUAUACGUGCAAUUAAAAAAACCCGGGCCAGCAUUAACCCUCCUGGAAGCGUUCCUUAAGCGCCUGGAAACGGCGUCAACUCCCAAUUUCGAGGACGUGCGUUUUGCACCCGGUCUUGUUGCCGUAACUGUAGCGUUGUACCGAUUACAAGGGCGACAGAACUCUAUCCGCACAGAACUAGCAAGAGCAUCCACACACUGGCGCUCGAAAUCAAAAGAGUCCGCCUCGUCUCUCCUCCGCGAAGCCGGCAUCGAGCUCCUCAAGUCUUCCAGCCGUGAGGACAUCGCCUCAGCAGGCGAAUCCUUCGAAGCCCUAGUCGCCCAGUCCGACAAGGACGCGAUCGCCGUCGCAGGCCUAGUAGCCUCCUUUGCAAACGAGGACUUUGCCAAAAUAGAGACGUACCUGCCAAGCCUGACACCAAUCGAGCGUCUCACGGCUGGUGCCACCGAUGUUCAAGCCCUUGUGGCCUCGGGCGUAGCCUCGAUCCAGACACCUGCAGCCCCCACAAGUAAAAAGCGCCCCGCAGAUCACGAGCCAGAGAAACCGGCCACCAAGCGCCGGCGCAAGAAGCGGCUGCCCAAAAACUACGAAGAGGGCAAACUACCCGACCCAGAGCGCUGGCUCCCUCUGCGCGACCGCAGCACGUACCGACCCAAGGGCAAGAAGGGCCGUAAGCGGGCCCAGGAGUCCACGCAGGGCGGCGUUGUCAAGGAGGAAGAGACGCUGGAGCUAGUCGGUGGUGCGGGCGCCGUCAAGGUGGAGAAGGCGUCGGGGGUCCAGGGGGGCAAGAAGAAGAAGAAGGGAGGGAAGAAAUAAGAAAUAGGGGGAGGGGAGAGAGGCGUGAAGAAAAAAGAUAUAUAGCAGCAUUGAAUACAGUGUAUGUGUCUCGGAAAAGAGACAAAAUUCGCUUCAAUAGUAUGGUCCCCUUGAUAUGGGAUGGCAGUGACUAUUACAUCUUUAAGUAAUACGUAUACUACCUUACUUAAACACGAGAAUAGCUACUGAUAUGGGAACUACCUAUCCUACGACAAGGCAAAAUACAAUCACAUGGCAAAAACCCGUAUAAAUCAUCAUUAACAAAGGGCGAUUUUAUAAAGGAGUGCUGCUAGAAAUCCAUGUAUAUACAGCAAUUACCGUAUCGUGUAUACUCCGCUCCGUCUCUGACCAGGACUCU